Molecule: messenger RNA, 2188 nt
Organism: Haplochromis burtoni (Burton's mouthbrooder)
Lineage: Eukaryota; Metazoa; Chordata; Actinopteri; Cichliformes; Cichlidae
Gene: lrrc23
Product: leucine rich repeat containing 23
Exons: 8
Coding region: 227-1186 (319 amino acids)
Molecular function (GO): protein binding
Source: RefSeq, a predicted model, not a curated record
AUAUUACGUUGGGAGGUAACAUUCAUAGUAUGUCAUUCACCGUGUCUGCAUGUGUUGGCAGUUCUAACAUAAAUGUACAAGGCUAAACACUGUAAACAGAUAGCUAGCUUGGUCGGGCAGCAGUCACAAAAUAAGCAAGUUAGCUGGUUGGAAAUCCUGUUGCAGUUCUCUAAUCCGCUCUUCAGCUGGUCUGUAACUAGUCAAAUUAUAAGGCUUACUAAUCGGGAUGUCUGACUUUGACGAAGACCCAGUAUUAUCGGAUGUUGAAGGAGGAGAAGAACACCUUAAAGAAGCCGAAGAUGAGAAGGUUGAAGUUCAACAUUUAACUCAAGAAAUCAUAAGUGAAGGGCUGUCAUUGCUUUGCCGAACAGGAAAUGGAUUAGCACACGCAUUUGUCAAGCUGAACCUUCAGAAAAGAGGACUGGAGGAUAUAGCUGCAAUCAACAGUUAUAUUCACAUACGUUUUCUGGAUUUAUCCAACAACCACCUUACUGAUCUUUCUCCUUUGUCAUCUCUGACCCAGCUUCUUUGGCUCAAGGUCAACAAUAAUUCUGUGAUGUGCUUCAAAGAGCAACCGUUUGCUCAACUGACCUACCUGCAGUGGCUGAGUAUAGCAAUGAAUCAGCUAACUGAUGUAGAUGGCCUAGUUGGGCCUGCCUUGGAAAGCCUCAAUCUUACAGGUAACCAUAUUCAGAGGCUUAAUGGUUUCCAGUACGGCAGUUUUGCAAAUCUGGUAACUCUAGAGUUGAGGGGAAAUCACUUGGAAACCACUGAUGGCAUCAACCUUCCACAUCUCCAGCAAUUGUAUCUGGCCCAAAAUGCUAUCAAACGUCUUGAGGGUUUGGAGAAGUUAGAGCGCCUCACCACACUUCACCUUCGAGACAAUCAGCUAGAGUCGCUCGACGGCCUCAGUCCCAGCAUGAAGUGUCUUCAGUACCUCAAUGCCAGAGGCAAUGCAAUCAUAGAUGAGACUGCUCUACGAUACAUCGGCUUUCUGUCACAAAGCCUUCGUGUGUUGGUUCUCUCUGGGAACCCAGUCGCGGAAAAUUCCGAAUACCGGAUAAAUGUGCUGAUAGUAGUGCCACAGCUGGAAAGACUCGACAAAAAUCCUGUCUUCCCCGAGGAGAGAGCUGAAGCCUGGGAAAGAAUCAGGGAACUUCAAGAAGAGGAAAUGUAUGCACAAUAAGAUGUGUAAUUUUGCCAGAAUGGGGAAGUGUUGGACUGACUUCAUUUUUUCUUUUUAAAGAAAAAAUGAAGUCUGUUGUCUGUUGAUGAAUGACCACAUACACCUCUGUAUGAAGUACUCUGUUUGAUAGAGUAGCUCAAUCAUCCAUGACUUUGCACAAAAGUGUUUUUCAUUUCCAUACACUCAUUGUUACAGCUGAGCUAUUUUUAAACAAUAAAGUUUUAGAAAAUGUUUAUUUCUGAUGUGUCUAAAUGCAAAAAUGACAACCGAUGCAAGCUGAAGUGACUCUGGCUAGUACCUUGUGCCUUAGUACCUUGUAUUGUUCAUAGACGGUGGUGUUAGACAGACUCCGUGUGUUUCCCUGAGUAAGGAUGAGAGAGCAAAAUCUGCCGUCGGCUUCCUUGUUGGCAGCCAUCCAGCUACAGUUUUAAGGGGACAGUGACAUUAUGGGCCUGUGUGGCUAAUCAGCAGAUUUCGGAAUCAGAUCCUGCGUUUGUUUGACUGGCAUUUAAACACACCAUCAUCAUUGCAUAAAUAUAACCAGGACGUUAACGUCCCACUUGAAGAAAACAUUCAUAUUAUAGUAAGUUAAGAAAGCGGUAGUUGUUCGCACAUCAGUGCAGUGCAGCUCCACUUGUGGAUACCUGUAUUUCCCAUAAGGGUAGUAGAAUAGGGGUCCACGCUUUUGUUACUGUUAUUUUGGAAAUUUACUGAUUUUAAUGAAACGAGAUCGGCAUGAAGCAACAUUUGUAUCUUGAACACGCUGAGAGGGACUGACGAGGGCGGCUUGAACCACCACUCUCCCUCCAAUGGUUUGAUUUGGUGGGCGUGGCUGUUUGAGGAAACAAAACCCGUCCUGUGCGACGUCUCCCCCUCCUCUCCUGCACUUAACACCGGGCAGCUAGCAGCUCAGUGGCCCAGCGUUGACACGACGACACCGGGGAAGCAGCCUUCGCACUGAAUUAACCACGACUACUACCUGAAGCAGGCAACCAUACGUCA